CCGCGCAUAACUUCGCUCCGUGUCACGACUGUUUACCGUCAUUAUGCGGAGCGAGAGACCUUUUCUUUUUUUGCUCGGGAUAAUUUGAAAUCGACCUGGAAGGUAAUUACGGUCCGGCCGCCAAUUUAACUCGUCACUCGCAUGUCGGUGCUGAUGCGUUCGACAGGCAUUGCGAAAUUAGAGUCGGAUCACGCGACUUUUCGCGAUAUUCUUGCGUUGCUGCGGAAGUGAUCAAUUAGGGUGACUUCGACCAAAGAGUUCGAUCGGCUUCUAAUCGACGAUUAACUUGUCAGGUAGCCCGGUAAUUUCAUUAUAACGUGUACAGAAUUAUACAUUUUUUUGUCUGACGCACGAGAAGGAUUAGAUUAUUAUAUAGAAAAGACGGAGUUAUGCCCACUCUAAUAUUCAUUGCAUUUUACUCUCGGUUCAACUUGCUUAUCUUUCUUUUUGCUUCCAAGAAUUAGACCAAGAUAAAAAGUUGCUCUACAUUGAUAGAAAUGGAUAUUAUACGUAUUAUACAGCUGGAAAUUUUGCUGCGAAUAAUCGUCGAGCAAAAGUUGAAUUAAUCAUAGACUAAGUUAGUCGGAGCAUGGUAUGAGUCAUUCUUAUAUAUGUUCAUUUCUAUCAAUGUUUAACUUUCUUUUUUAUCUCUUCUUAGUUUCUAAGAAUUAGAAGAAAAAAAAUAUAGACAUAAAAUUAAUAGGAGAUAAAAGUUAAUCUACAUCGGUAGACUGUCGACAAGGUCGUACCAGAAGAUCCGACCUUAAUUCGCGAAACGGAAAAAAUCAAAGUGGCCCCUCUCAAUUUUGACUCCGGCAUUACGUAUUCGCCCGUGUAUUCACUCUCUCGACUUUCUACACUCGGCGCGAGAGGUUCGCAAGCACCACGGGGGUUUUCCGCACACAUCAUCGUCACGUCCGAGGCGCGGCCUACGACAUCUAGACUAUCUAGAGUACGCGCACAGUCGAUGAUCUGCGCGACGACGUGACGUUCGUUCGAAGAAAAGCGGUCCGACGGCGACGAUAAGAUGGCGGCGCCGCGCACGUCAGAUCGCGGCUGAGAGCACGGGCGGCCGCGGGGUAGGGGUGCUCCGGCAGGAAGAGGAGGUAGACGGCGACGGCGAGCAAGCAGCCAAGGCAGGCAGGCAGGCGGACGGACAGGCAGGCACGGACGAGAGUCUGUCGUCAUAUACGUGCCUGCGUGUAGAGCGUGCGGAGAGGCCUGUGUCGUCAUGUCCUGGCGUAGUCGCCGCGUAGUCGCCGUAAUAUCGAGGCAGCCCAGGAGCUACGAGGCGGUGGCGCGGGUCGAUUCUCGUUUCGCGUGAUCCGUUUUCUCUCUGUCUCUCCUCUCUUUCUUUCUCUCUCUCUCUCUCUCUCUCUCUCUCUCUCUCUCCUCUUUCUUUCUCUCUCUCUCUCUCUCUCUCCGUCUCCCCCUCGUCCGCCAGCCAGACUCGGACGUCGUGUUUCGUCGAUGCCUUUGUUCGCGGCCGGGACGGGCGCGGAUUGUCGUCGCGGCGACGAGGCAAAGACGAGGACGAGGGCGGCGAAGUGGAGCAUCACCUCGUGAUGCCCUUAGCCUGGUUGACAUACCCAGUGGAAGUGGUGUGAAGUGGUGUGUGACUCCGUGAAGGAAGGUGCAAUAAUCUCCGUUCCGUUUCGCCUAUCUCUUUCCCUCCUCUCGCGCUUUCUCUUUCUCUCUCUCUCUCUCUCUCUCUCUCUCUCUCUCUCUUCCUCUGUCUCUCUUUCGUGCUCGCGUGAAACGGCGACGUUCAACACCCCGGCGCGGUCCUGGACACGUCUAGGAGGUGGUGGCGACGUCGUAGAAGAAGGAGGAGGAGGCGCGGAGGAGCCGACGGUGACGGCGAGACGAUGCGCGAGUUCAAGGUGGUGGUCCUCGGCUCGGGCGGGGUGGGCAAGAGCGCGCUCACCGUCCAAUUCGUCUCUGGGUGCUUCAUGGAGAAGUACGACCCGACGAUCGAGGAUUUCUACCGGAAGGAGAUCGAGGUGGACAACUCGCCGUGCGUGCUCGAGAUCCUCGACACCGCCGGCACCGAGCAGUUCGCGUCGAUGCGCGACCUCUACAUUAAGAACGGCCAGGGCUUCGUCGUCGUCUACAGCCUGACGAAUCACCAGACCUUCCAGGACAUCAGGACGAUGAAGGAGCUCAUCACCCGCGUCAAGGGUACGGAGCGGGUGCCGGUGCUGCUCGUCGCGAACAAGCUCGACCUCGAGAAUCAGCGGGAGGUCGGCACCGAGGAGGGCCACCAGCUCGCCCAGCUCUGGGGCUGCCCGUUCGUCGAGGCGAGCGCCAAGAACCGCACCAACGUCAACGAGAUGUUCGCCGAGAUCGUCCGCGAGAUGAACUUCAGCCCGGAGAAGGAGAAGAAGACCUACUGCUGUUGCAGCGUCCUCUAAUACUUAAUCAAAAUCCAUUUUCACCCGGAUUGUUGUUAUUUACUCGCCAUGGACUGGACUAACGUGACGCAGGAGGUAUUAGACAGUGUGUACAGUGCUGCUUCGGGGAGAGGUUGAAUCGUCGACGGCGACGACGACGACAACGGCGACGAUGACAGCGUGUUUCCUCGCCGUCCUGCUGAAGAGGUUUCCCUCCUCCACGGUUCUCGCUCGGCCUGCCGAGGAAACGGCCACGACGCGUCAAGGGAAGAUGCUGGGUGUGCAGUCGCUCUCGAGGAGCAGAGAGAGCCUCCCGUCAGCGUGUUUCGUCGUCCUGGAAGGAUCUCCCCCCGAAGAAUCGUCUUUUGGAAAUCCUUUUCAUGACCUAGGGACGUGCGUCGUGCGUCCGCCAGGGCUAACUUACACCGGACGCUGUACGAAUUUUCCAAAAAUUGCGGGAACCGCGGCUCCCUUUUCUAACUCGCGGAAGACCGUCCGGCGACCGUUAAAUAAACAGAUAUUUUAUUAUACGCGAAUAGUAUUAUAUAUGUAAUAUUAUUGUAAUAUAUAUACAUAUAUAUAUAUAAAUAAUAUAGAUAGGAUUUAAGAGGGAGAAGGAGCGAGCGAAAGGUAGCUUUUCCUCGGCAAAAGGACCAAUACUCCGCUCGCGUGCUAGGAAAGGUGUCGAAAAUAAGAAAAAACCGUAAAACCAAAACUCGAUGUAUCGGCUUUCCGCUCAAUUUCAAGACAGAACCGUCGCACGUUCGCAGGUUCGCGUUCUGAUCCACACAAAUCGAGGUACUGCUGUGCAGAAAGAAAAAAAGAAAGAAAGGAUAGAUUCGCAGGCUUUGAAGGAAUCACUGUGAUUCGUCGUUUUAUGCGCGGUGCGAUAGAUUCAGCGGUAAGAGAGGAUAAAUAAUGAACAUGAGUGAGAGAGGCUUGAUCCCGUGCGUCGCAUUAAUCUCUGUGCGGCCGUGCGAAGGCUACGCAAUCAAAUCCAUCUGCGGCUCGAUGAGAGGGUUCGGUUUCGAGAGUAAGACUCUUCUCUGUGCAAUUGUUCUGUGUUAAUUUAAGCUAAGGAGGCUGAUUAGAGCGAGAUAUCGUCUAAACAUUUUUGUACGAGAGAUGCGUUGUUAGUAACAUUUAUAUAUAUAUAUAUAUAUACAUAUGCACACACACACACACACACAAACAUACAUUACAUGCAGGUUCAUUUGAUUUUAUCACUUGAAAUGUUUCCGCUGUUCUUAAAGAUUAACGGAGAAAUGUUUUCAAAAACAAGUUACUCGAUUUGGGAGGGUCGCUCUCUAAUAUUUGGCCCCCUCCAAUCGAACGAUUUGUCUCUGAAAAAUUUUCCAGACGUUUCAAAUGGUCAAACGAUCCUGUAUGUCGGUUGUACAGUUCAAACAUUGAACUAUUUUACUGUAAAGCGUAAAAGGGAGAUGCACUGAGAAUGUGGAAGUUUUGUACGCGACACCUCGGUGGUUAAACGUGGAUAACCCAGCUGUUGUGAGAUUUCUUGUGAUCCAUUGUGUAGCAAGUACUAAUGUCUUACUUUUAUUUCGCUUUAAUGUCCGUUCCGAGAUGUUUGAUACAGCGCGGUUACCAAGUAUUUGCGAACUCCGAUGCGCGGCAGAAGCGAGCAAUCUUUAAUGUUGCGGCGAUUAUAAAGUCGGAUUUUAAUAAACUGAGGGCCAAAGCCGAAGACUCUCCUCUGGUUUGUUGAAAUCUAACGUUGCAGAUAAAUAUUAUACGACGACGGCGGAAUAUUAGGAGAAAUGUUUCGUAAAGAGCUAGUUAAUGUAAUAAUGUCAAUCUAAACACGUAAUUUGUAAGCUUUGUACGGUAAAAAAAAAAUAGAAAAAGAAUUUGUACUACAUAGGCCGCAAGACUGCACGUUCGAUCACUAUGGGAUUGAUGACGGUUGUUUUUUUAACAAGUGAUUUUACACUAAUGACAGAGCACAAUAGUAGAAUUAGAAAUCUCGCCGGAAGAUGCGCCGGUUUCGCAUUGAUCCCUUCAACUGCAAAAUUUAUAUACGUGCUACACCGCUCAUAGCGAUAACCGAUGUAAAAAGUAUCGUAAUAGCAAGACUGCAACUUUUUUUUCAAAAAAAUAUUUUUCUUAUCCCUAUGAGGCCUCGAAAUCCGAGAAUACCCUUUGCUAAAAAUUUCUCGUAAUGUCCCGUAAAAGAUAUUUAAAAGGGAAUAACUUUGAAUGUUCAAGAUGCAAUUACAAUACUUUUCGUUGUUGACGUUGCUUGCGAAGAGAAGAAAUUCGUAGUCUGAAACUGACGUUGAGCUUGCAAAUGUAAAAAGAAAAUCGAAUAUAAGACAAGCUGGAGAGCAAGCGGCUCUCCCAUUUGUGAGAUUGAUUAAUUUUAAAAUUUCGAAAAAAAAUUACACACUUAUUCUAAAAACGUAGAAUUACUGUUUAUUGAAAUCGUAACGUGUAGAGAUGUAAAUAUCCGGUCAUAGAAUUUAUUUUAUAGAUUAUUUCACAUUGCAUGCUUAUAAGAUAUAAUUAUGCUCUGUAAAUUGUCACGUAUAUUCGCAAAUUUUAUUUCUAUUCUUUACGUUGUGCGAUUUCGAUAGACGAUGAUAUAUUAUUUGCAUCUUUCAAGUAAUGUAAGUUGUAGAAAUUUUUUUUCGCAACUUUGUCUUGUUCAUUUUUUAUUGUAGUUGUAAAAUACUCGACGGAUUUUUUUUUUAAACGUGUCAAUUAAAUUCGCAUGUAUAAUCCUGAUAAUGUGUGUAAUUUUUUUGCAACAGAUAAUGUGUGUAAUUUUUCUCAUGUGAUCAAAAUCGUAUUAUCCAAUGUUAAAUAUUGCUUCUCGAUGAGCACAGCAUAACACAACGUUCAUCAUACAAUAUUCAAUCCAUUGCCAUUUAACACUUGGAUGCGAAGAUUAUUUUUAUCUGUUCGUGAUAUUCUCAGUUUCUACCGAGAUCGAGGUCUUUUUCCUCCCUAGAUUUAAUUUUUAGAGGUACCUCGAACUAUAUUUUUCGAUGAAAUUGGAAUUUUUCGAGUCUCCUCGAGUUUUCGAGAGAAUUAGCGAAAGAUUGCGACGUCCAAGGAUUAAAUGCAAAAAUGAAGAAUGACGAACAUCGUCCGAGAUUAGUAUCUUUUUACCGAAGGAUAUUGUUCCGCUUCUGCGACAAGAUGUAUUUGUAAUUUUGUAUAGCCUCCGCAUUCUAAUUUUGUAAACGUGGCGUUAUAAAAUUCUAACGCAGAUUGUAUCGUCUGAAUCGUACACGCGCGAUACUAUUUUCCAAUUUUUGGAGAAAAUUGCGGAAAUUGAGAGUCGAAGAAAGAAAAAAAAGGAAUAAAAAAAUGAUGCGAAUGAACUGAUGUAUAGUAUUUCUACGAUUGGUAGUUAGAUCGUUUUCAAGGUAUCGGGAAGAGAUAAUCGUCGUUCAUAUACUUCGAGCGCGGGUUUAGCUUUGACGCAAAGACCCUUUCGGUGCAUUCUUUUCGGUGUUCCCUUAGAAUGGAUGAAAAGGAAGAGCAUAAAAAAUAAAAAUAAUAAUUUGCCGAGGCGCCGGAAGCCGCGUGGUUGCGAGUUAUCUCUCGCGGUUCACGCGUCGAGUUGAAGGAUAGAGCACAGGCAGAGAGUGGCUUCGUGAAGCCGCUAUUUUGUCACAAUAACGUGGAAAAUUCUUAGCCUCGCUGUGAUCCCGUAGUCGUGUAACUCCACACCUUUUGUAUUAUCGGAUAACAAUAAUCGAAGUCUUCACCUGGCUUCGAUCAGAGGGCCUCUUUAUAAAGCGUUUUGACCGUCGUCGCCUGACUUAUAUACUUUCUUGCGUUUUUCGCCCUGUUUUAUACACACACACAUACACACACAGACAUGGACAACAUACACAUAUACACGUGCAAAUGCGGAUCACAAAGGACGCACAAGGCCGUCAUCCGCUUAGAUAGCUCACCAAGUAUUUGAUAUACUCGAAAAAUCUAUUUAUAUAUUUGUACGAGGAGAGAGAAACCGCGUUCCGUGUCCCUUUCGCGUGUGUCCAAUUCAUGCGAGAUUGUAUGCGCUAUUUUUCUAAAAUGCUAUCCGCAAACUCAUUGUCACAGCAAUGAUUUACGGCAAGGAUAAUUCUAAUAAUAACGGGAUAAUUUUUAUUUGGGGAGCUAUCGUUCGGCGGAGAAGCGUCUAGGAGGAAAAAAAAAAGAAAA
Monomorium pharaonis (pharaoh ant) is the source of this 6572-nucleotide messenger RNA. RefSeq names its product ras-related protein Rap-2a (gene Rap2l). Gene Ontology annotation, molecular function: GTP binding; GDP binding; GTPase activity. Gene Ontology annotation, cellular component: plasma membrane. Gene Ontology annotation, biological process: negative regulation of cell migration; Rap protein signal transduction. Lineage: Eukaryota; Metazoa; Arthropoda; Insecta; Hymenoptera; Formicidae. The record is from RefSeq and is a predicted model, not a curated record. The transcript has a single exon. The coding region runs from base 1869 to 2414 and encodes 181 amino acids.